Tripterygium wilfordii is the source of this 1393-nucleotide messenger RNA. Its product is annotated as protein WUSCHEL-like. Gene Ontology annotation, biological process: plant organ development. Bases 389 to 1273 code for a protein of 294 amino acids. The record is from RefSeq and is a predicted model, not a curated record. The transcript is spliced from 3 exons. Lineage: Eukaryota; Viridiplantae; Streptophyta; Magnoliopsida; Celastrales; Celastraceae. Gene Ontology annotation, molecular function: DNA-binding transcription factor activity; DNA binding.
UUCACUCACUAGCCCUCUCUUCUUUUUCUUUUUUUCAAUCCAAACAUAUCAUCUCAUAUGCCUCAUUCUCUACUUGAUUUCCUUUUCUUUUAUCUGCAGGUGCAAAAGGUAUCAUGAUUAAUCAUAUAUGUGUAUAUAUGCAUUUAUAUAUGCAUAUAUAUACACACCUCGUCAUGCCUUUUGAUCCAAGUAAUUAAAAUCCUCUGUUACCCUCCCAGCUUUCUAUGCCUUCUUUUGUCCCUUCCCUUUUUCAUCUCUCUGUGUCAACUUCACUAGUCCUUCUCUCUCAGAUAUUUCUCUGAUCCUCUCCCUUUUUAUAAUCAUCAACUACCACACCCUUCAUCUCCAUAUCUCAACCUUCAAUUUCUUUGUUUUUUUUCCUUCUGUCAUGGACCCUCAACAACAACAACAAAAUGAUCAAGACAGUAAUGGUGGCUGCAGAGGAGGAGUUGGAGUUGGAGGAGGAGGAUCUUCAUCAAGCUAUCUUUGCAGGCAAAGUAGUACUAGGUGGACACCCACAAGUGAGCAAAUAAGAAUCUUGAAAGACCUUUAUUACAACAAUGGAGUUAGGUCCCCAAGUGCAGAGCAGAUACAGAGGAUCUCUGCUAGACUCAGACAGUACGGUAAGAUUGAAGGGAAGAAUGUGUUUUAUUGGUUUCAGAACCACAAAGCCCGUGAAAGGCAGAAGAAAAGAUUCACUUCUACUGAUAUUACUGAUAUGGCACUCCCCAUGCAAAAAGCUACUUGGAAAACUGAUCAAGAUUAUUCUCUCCACAACAACCACAAGUACCAAAACAACAUUUCUACUACCACGCCUGGUGCUGUGUUUGGCUCUGUUGGAUACAUGGGGAACCAUGGCUAUGGUUCCAUGGCCUUGGAGAAGAACUUCAAGGGUUGCUCAGCAUCAGCUGCAGGAGGUGGGAAUGACAUUAAUGGUGGAACCAUAAGUCACAACUUUGGAUGGGUUGGUCAUGAAGAUCAUCAUCCUUAUAAUUAUCAUAAGAGAAGGUCAAUUGACUUGACUUUUCAAGAACAUCAAGAACAGGAAGAAGAAGAAGAAGAGGAGGAGGAAGAGGAAGCUGCACCAGAGAUUGAAACUCUCCCUUUGUUCCCCAUCCACGGCGAGGACAUCAAUGACUUCUACCAGAAAAAUAAUAACGAGUACUACUCCCAUGGCCAGUAUUACAGUAACUGGUAUCGCUCCGGUGAGGUUACCGGCCGUACUUCGUUGGAGCUCAGCCUCAGCUCCUACACCGGAAUAUCACCGGAUUAAUUCUAAUGUUCCCUCUCUGUUUGCCCUAAUUUAUAGAUCUAAUUAAUUAUUACGCUAAUUGUGCAUGGUUUAUUCAAAAGCUAGUUCAAACGAUGCUGUGAACUUGCCACUUGUUUUCAU